CCACUAUUAUGGAAUCAAAUAAAAACAUGUUGUUGGCCAAAGUGUACUUACCUCUUCCUAAUAACUGUAUUUUGAAAAGCAAGGAUGUUUUGGAUGAAGUCCAGUUUAGCUGUGAACAGCAAGUUAAACCUUCAGAUGGAGCAGUGGGAAGCAAUGUUCCUUUUUUUCUUGGUGAAAAUCAAACAGAAGAAUUAUGCAUUAUGACAUCAGGAAAAUUAAUGUAUUCUUUAUCUUGGACAGUUAGUGACAAGGGAAUUCCUUUGGCUCCUACUAUUCAACAAGCAUAUAUUUCUUCCAACAGCAUACCAAGGAACAUCAAUUCAGGAAAAGGGACAGGAAUUUGGUGGCAUUCUGAUAUCCAAAAACUAAUUGACUGGGCAAAAGACAUAAGUAUUGACCCGAAUGAUCCUUACUACUCAGAUUUGUUUGAAUUAAUUAUGUAUGCACAAUCUCAGGAGAAAAGUGAUUCAAAACAUUUUCGCCUUGAACAACUGCAAGAAUUUGACUUUGAUAUUGCAGAAGAUAUUCAAAAUUGCAAACGUUUCCGGCUAUUACAGCUUAGGAAUUUAGGACAGUUAGGCUUCUACUGUUUUCAGCAAAUUCCACUCUUUGACAAAGAAAUUCCAGACACAAUUUUUCAGGAACAUGGAGGCCAAUUGGAAAAGGACAUGUGUAUGACAGAUAUGGAUCCUAUUUCUGCACAAAGAAAUAGUUCUGCCAACUUUGUUAGGAUGAUGCGAAAUCAAGUUGGAAAACAAAUUUUGACCAUUAGGCACAAAUUUAAUUUAUCAGAUCUUGUGAGUGAUUAUGAAGAAAUUAUAUCAAUGAGCCAAUUGAGUAAUGCAAUUUUCAAGCUAAGUGAACGCAGAAGACAUCUGAAACCACAAAGGAAAGAGAGACGAAAGGUUGCAGCCCAGGCAGUCUCGGAUGGAGAUGUUAAGCUUCUUAUCAGAAUAUUGAGAGCAUACAAUAUUCCUGCAAGAAAGGCCUCAGCAUCUAAAGUUGCAGUUACUUAUUCACCAUCAUACUUACCAAAUCGCAUGUCCCGAGGCAGACAUAUUCCAUUAGGUAGUUCAGCCUAUGCUGCCGAUCUUCUCUCCGAGGUGACUGUGCAUCCUUUUGUAGAAGUUACAUUUCAGAAAACAGUUUAUCAGACUAGCACUGCAGAUGGCUCUCAUCCAUGCUGGAAUGAAGAACUUCAAGUUGAUUUUAACUCUCCAGCACAUGAUUACACCUUUUUAGGUCUAUCUAAAAUAAAAGACAACAUAAAUAUUAGCAUUUUUGAUGAAUUUGUGAUUGAAAAGCAUGAGGAUGCCUGUCCAAAUAGUUGCAGUGGUCAUUCUUACAUAAGAAAAAACUGGCUUGGAUCAAUUGUAUUUCCUUUCUCUGCUCUACUUGAACAAUCUAAGAUCUGUGGAACAUUUCAAAUAGAUAUGCCAUCUGUUAUACUUGGAUAUACUUGGAGUAAGACAUAUGUACCUCCUAAAGAAGAAUGUUUGGGGCAGAACCUGAAAGAAUAUAGCUUUUUAACCAUCUUUGCUACUAUUGAACCUCAGUUAUCUUCUGCUGAAAAUAAUUUAGAACUAGAUACGUUUGCAGAUCAUGAAGCAGAAACACUAUUGCAAAGAGCAUAUAUUUUUAAGCAAACAUGGAAAGCAGUGUUUCCAAAGAGAAGGAUAAUGACUUCAGUUUUUAACAAUCAGGGAAGGAAUAUUUUAGUAACUAAGUACAUUAGCCCUUUGAAUCCACCACAACUGUUUCUAGAUAUGUAUCCAAAAGAUCCCAAUUCAACUUCUGACGUUAUAUCACGAUUUGUAUCUUUAAUUCCUUGUAUAGCAGAUACAGUGGAUGAAAAUAAUGAUGUUGAUGUGUGGAUGACAUCAGAGCAUUGCAUCGAAUUGGGUGUUGGUAAUAAAGAAGAGCAUGCAGUGCUUCUGUGUAAUUAUCUUCUGUACAUUGGGAAAAAAGCCUGGGUAUUGUUAGGAACAUCUGUGUUAGAAGGGAAAGUAGCUUAUGUUGCAACACAAGAAAAUGGAGAAUAUUUUCUGUGGAAUCCCCUGAGUGGCCACUGCUAUAAGCAGUUUGACGCAUUUUGCCCCCUACAGAGUGUUGAUUGCUUAAUCAGUUGGGAAAAUGUCUGGUUUAACAUUCAACAAAACAAUUCACCAAUGUGCACCAGUUUUGACAUUUCAAAGGAAAGCUUUUGGAAACAAUUGCUUCCAUACAAUUUCCAGAAUUCAAAAACACAAACAGUGCAGCCAGAACAAAUAUUUUAUGUUGCAACGGAUGGAAGUUUGGUAGAUGAGUUACAAAAUAGAAUUGAAAGAACAUUAAAAAAUAAAAUAAUGGAGUGGCGAUCUCAUCUUCCAACUCGAUGGCAUCGACAGUGUACUAGUGUUUUAAGACAAAUUCUUCCUAAGCUUGAGCUUAGAAGUGGACAUAUAACCAAAGAAAAAGAGGAAAGUUAUUUGGAAGCUUUUCAAGAGCAUUACUGGGUUACAGGAUUUCCUUUACAGAUGCCAUACCUAGAUAUCCCGUCAAUAACUGAGGCAGUUUAUCAGACAGGAAUUCAUUCUUCAGAAAUUCCCUAUACAGAAUUUGCUCUUGCUGUAUAUAUUCAUCCUUAUCCAAAUAAGAUUUUAUCUGUUUGGAUCUACUUAGUAUCUUUGGUUUGUCAUCAGUAAGUAGCAGUAACUGACAAACCUCUUUAGAAAUUACACAGUGCAUCUGUGAAAUUGGUAUUUGUGGUUUCUGAAUUGUUGUAGACAAGA
This is a messenger RNA of Pseudonaja textilis, 2771 nucleotides long. The record is from RefSeq and is a predicted model, not a curated record. NCBI's taxonomy places the organism in Eukaryota, Metazoa, Chordata, Lepidosauria, Squamata, Elapidae.